CAUGAACAAUAACCAAAGAGAGCCAGCAGCAACCCCACACGGCCACCCUUCCCUGUCUGUCCCUCUCUCUGCCCCCUCCGGCUGCGCUCCUCACCCAUCCCUCCCAACCCCACCCCCGCCCCACCCCGCCACCUUCCCCCACCGUGCGUGCCCGGCACGUGUUCCCUCCCCCGCCCAACCUCCGGCCGCCGCCAGGCCUCGCGGCGCAAGUCCGGGAGGCGAAAGGAGCGGCCUUUCUUUCCAUUGAAAGGAAGGUUCUUUGCCGAUAAGUGGUCGACGCGGAGUCGGAGCAUGGACCAUGGCGGCGGCGGCGGAGGGGGAGGCGCGCCGUCGAGCAGCAACAGCGGCGGCGCGAGUGCUGGUGGGGCAAGCGGUGGCCGUGGGGGCGCGGGGGGUGACCACCACCCGCACCACCCGUUUUACUACGCCGGCCCGGCGGCGUCCAACUCCGGAGUGCCCCAGCAGCAGUCGCCGUUCGUGGGCGCGCUCGCCAUCAACCCCGUCGCCGCCGACCAGGCCCAGCCGUCGUCGGCCGCGGGCGACAAGAAGGCGGCCCCCGCGGCGGGGACUGUGGCGAAGAGGCCGUCCAAGGACCGGCACACGAAGGUGGACGGCCGGGGCCGGAGGAUUCGGAUGCCGGCGCUGUGCGCGGCACGGGUGUUCCAGCUCACGCGGGAGCUCGGGCACAAGUCAGAUGGCGAGACCAUCGAGUGGCUGCUGCAGCAGGCGGAGCCGGCCAUCCUAGCGGCCACCGGCACCGGCACCAUCCCGGCCAACUACUCCUCCCUCAACAUCUCCAUCCGAUCGGGCGCCGCCGCCGCGGUCGCCAACCCCAGCCGCGCCGCGCCGUUCCCGGCCCUCGCUCUCCACCCGCACCACCAACAGCCGACCCCCACUCAGCACGACAUGUCCGCCAUGCUGGGGUACCACCACCACCUCCUCCCGCCGCAGCAGGAGCAGCCGCAGGAUCCUAACGCCGGCGCCUACAUGAGGAAGCGGUACAGGGAGGACCUCUUCAAGGAGGACGACGACCGCCAAGAUCCGAACGCGCCCAAGGCCCGCGAGCAGCAAGCGACGCCGCCACCGUCUGCCGCAAUGUGGGCCGUGGCGCCGAACAGCGCGGCACCCGCCGGCGGGUUCUGGAUGCUACCCGUGUCCGCGAGCUCAGCCGCCGCGGCCCGGCCGGCCGAGCAGCCGAUGUGGUCCUUCAGCGGAGGCGGCGGGAGCGGCACCGUGCAGGCGCCUCUGCAGUUCAUGUCCAGGGCCGGCUACCCCAGCAGCGCCGGCGGUGGUGGAGGCGGGGGCAUGUCGGACACCAAUCUGGGCAUGCUCGCCGCGCUCAAUGCGUACAACCGCGGCGGCAGCGAGGACCAGCAGCAGCAGCACCACCAGCAGCCCGAGGUGGACCAGCAGCAUGGCGGCGACGGCGGCAACGACGACGAGGACGGCGACGACAGCGGGGAAGAGAACCAUGGCAACAACAGCUCACAGUAAGCUCGCCAGAACAUGACGAACUCUGGAUCCGCCGCCAUGAUCGCAUCGUUCUGGUAGCAUCAAAUAGGUGUUAGAACUUAGAAUUUUGCUGUCUUCUUCGGGGGGAGGAUCAGUUUGAGCUGUCACUGGAUUGGGUUAGGAGGAUGGGAUGGAGGAAAGGAUGGAAUCAACCAUGGAGGAUCGCUAUUGUUUGUGCAAGGAGCAACCAAAGCAACUGAAGCAAAGCCGAACCAAGCCAGUGCAUUUGCAAGAACAACACUUCUUGCUAGUUUGAUUAGCCUUGUUAUUUUUUGGAUUUUUGUUUCUGUUUUUAUUUGGAUUGAUCAAUGAAUGAUUGCGUUGUUGAGACGGGUGUGAUGAUGAUUAGUGGGUCCAAAUUAGUAGGGCCGAGGAAAGGAGUUUGAGAGGGAUCUGUAUAUACAGCUGAUCAUCUUGAUUUUUGCUGCAAUGUUAAUUCUAGUUUUUCUCGCGAAAAUAAUGAUAAUUGGCUGUUUUUUUUUCA
Phragmites australis (common reed) is the source of this 1996-nucleotide messenger RNA. RefSeq names its product transcription factor PCF3-like. Lineage: Eukaryota; Viridiplantae; Streptophyta; Magnoliopsida; Poales; Poaceae. The transcript has a single exon. Gene Ontology annotation, cellular component: nucleus. Gene Ontology annotation, molecular function: DNA-binding transcription factor activity; sequence-specific DNA binding. The coding region runs from base 292 to 1494 and encodes 400 amino acids. The record is from RefSeq and is a predicted model, not a curated record.